CUUCAGCAGCCACUGUCUUCAGCCAUCUUCAAAAUAGAGGAACCUUGAGGGGUUGGUGGUGCACACGGGGCAGCUGUCCCUGCCAGCUUCUGUGGAGUUUCCAGGGACCCCUGGUAUUUGCUUAUCUUAUCAGUGGCAUUAUGCCUGGCCAAAUGUUAGAGGGGCAGCAUGGCAGCAUGGCGGCACGUCAACACACGCGACCCCGACGCGUACCGUCUAAGUGCGUCGUCGAAAAAGGCACUUUCUUCCCCCGGUCUCCAGGCCACCAGGACAAGCCACAGACAGGUCCUGUCGACUCAAUUGCUAGAUACUUUGAACCUGGCUUUGCUCCAUACACUUUUGCAUCUCCAUUUUGGUCCUCCAUUCGUUUUGUCUUGCCCACUUCCGCACUGUGUUUUUUUCUGGUCUUUAUUUAUAUCAUCCAUGUGGUGACGCCCCUACCACACGAUACCAUGCCUCCACUACAGAAGUCCUAUUCGGACAGCAACAAGUUACCCUCCAAGCGAUCGCAAUGGCAAAGAUCGAAGACGCACCCCAACCCUGCUCCACCCAGACCUGCCCUCCGGGUCUCCUCCAAAACAAAGACCAAGCUCAAGGCAUUUCAGUUUGAUGCCAAAGACUGCGAGUCAGCCCCCGAGUCCGAUUCUACCGUCGACUUCCUCAAGAAAGAAGAGAUCGUCGACUCGAUUCCACAAGUAGCUCCUCAGUCCUCGCCUUCCCUGGAUGACGUCCCAAAAGCCGCCCCAAAAGCCGACCAAGAGGACUCCCCUAGCGAACGGCUGAUGUGGGCAAACGACAUUAACCCCCACGAAUCUGGAAUAUCGACUAUACUACUCUAUCAAAAUCGGAAAAGGCGUGCUAGAAGCUCGUCACCAGUCUCUUCGCCCAUCACCAAGGGUACCACACCCGCCGCUGGUGUCAGGAAGACCUACCAAGGCCUCGGACCUCUUCGUGACGACCCAACAUCAGCGCUCUGGGGUUCCUACAACAUUAUUGGGACAGACGCUAGUCCAUCUCGCCUUGCGAAUCCAUCACCUGCCGAUCUGAUGGUGUCUUCGUCUCCUCGCCCCGCCCGGGAUGGGAUGGCACCUGGCAGCCAACGGUCUUUGAGGAAAACACUCAGUCUGGGUCGGAACUGGCCCAAGAGACGGAAGCUUGGGGGACUGGACGAAACAGAGCUUGGCACCCGAACGAACGCCUCACAGUCCAAAUCGGUCAUGGUUGAAGAAAUGUUGAAAACCGUUGGUGGUGAGCUUAGUAGAUCAUUCGAGGUCCAAGCCCGAAAGUCGUCCUCACAAGGAUCGCAAACUGUCGACACCAGCAGAAGCCGAUCUCCUUCACGAGAACCUCCUGCAAGUUCUCCACUCGCCCAGAAGCUCUCCAGAGUCGCCCCGGACGGCGCCCCCGCAAGAAGUAAGACUUCCUCGGACUACGGCGAUGAUGAUUUCGACGAUGAUACUCUCAUGGAGCUUGACGCUACAAUACUUCCUACGAAAGAGGUCGACCCUCCAAGGGAGGAAGUCCCAAGCGCCAAACCACAGCCAAAAUCCGCAGCUGACGAAUUCGACGACGACGAGUUUGAUGAUUUUGAUGUGGAUUUUUUGGAGGGCGCAGAAAAUCUCAUUACACAAAUAGAAGCACAACAUGCUUCCCAAAGUCAAACCCCAGCGCAGCAGCAAGCCCAGCCCGUUCUUGAUGACGGUGGGGGGGAUGAUGAUGAUGAUGCAUAUGGGGGUGGCUUUGAUGACGAUGAUUUUGAUGAUGCCGACUUUGAUGCAAUGGAGCUAGCCGCCACACAAGGGGCAUCUGCCCACGCCCUGCCAACACAUCCAAGCCAAAAGCCAAAAGCUAUCCAGAGGUAUUUGAUUACAAAUGUGCUGGAGAGCUCCUAUGUCGAUGACCGUGGACGUGAAUCCGAGGAAAAGGUCCUUUGGGUAGAGCAUGAGGGCACCAAGACGACAUACAUGGUCCAUCUCAGGGGUGACUGGGUUGAUACGCAGGCUAACCCCAAAGCCUAUGUUCAUAUCAUUGGUGAUUUUGAGCCUUCUCGCCGAUGCAUCAUCGACAACAACCACAACAUCAUCAUUUUGCACCCAGACCAGCUCAUUUCCUCGACAGUGAUUGCGGAUUCUUUCACGUGCAUGCGACGUGCUGUCCUCCAGGAUCGCGUCAAGGCAACCAGCGAAGCGACGCCUGCUCUGGUCUAUGGUACCAUUCUCCACGAGGUGUUUCAGGCGGCUCUGAUGGCCAACGAAUGGACUAUGGACUAUCUACGGGAUGUCAUCGACAAGACGCUCCAGAAGCACCUGGAGGAUAUCUACGUCAUCAAGGUCAGCAUGGACGAUGCCCGCAAUCAUCUUGUUUCGAAGAUGCCGGAGCUCAGGUCCUGGGCCCAGGCAUUUGUUUCUGCGGCACCCCAGGCGAAUGCCAACGUUCAAGGACGAAACGGCGAAAAGGUUAACAUGUGUGUCAGCAAGCUUUUGGAUGUUGAGGAGCAUGUCUGGUCUCCCAUGUAUGGCCUCAAAGGCAACAUUGAUGCGACAGUGCAGGUCACAAUGCGCGAAGGCAAUGUCUCACAGACGUUGACUGUACCUUUUGAGGUCAAGACCGGAAAGAACGCCACCGCCAACCAUCAGGCUCAAACCGUCUUGUACAAUCUGUUGUUGUCGGAUCGAUACGAUAUUGAAAUCGCCUACGGUAUUCUGUACUAUAUGGAGACGUCGCAGACUCUCCGAAUUCCCGCCAUCAGACAUGAGCUUCGGCAUAUGAUUAUGCAGCGCAACGCGCUGGCCUGUUAUAUCCGCGAAAGAAGUGUUCAGCUACCGCCCAUGAAGAGAAGCAAGAAUGCUUGCGAAAGAUGUUAUGCUCAGACGUCCUGUUUCAUCUACCAUAAGCUUGCCGAUGGUGGAAAUGGCGACACGAGUGGGCUGAACGAGAAAUUCGAGGCUGCCGUUCAACAUCUUUCUCCGAGGCAUCAAGAGUUCUUUUUGAAGUGGGAGGAUCUCUUGACCAAGGAAGAAAAGGAAAGUCAGAAACUCCGCCGCGAGCUUUGGACUAUGGUCAGCACCGAACGCGAGAAGGUCGGUCGAUGUUUUGCUAAUGUCAUCAUCGAGGAGGGCUCGGCGUUUGAGGAUGAGAACCAGGCCAAGAUUAACCGGUUCACGUACACGUUUAUCAAGGAGAGUCCGGCGGCUGGGUUUUCUUUCAUGGACUCGCAGCUUCAGGUUGGAGAGCCGAUUGUUGUGUCUGACGAGCAGGGGCAUUUCGCGCUUGCGUUGGGGUACGUGACGGCUGUGAGGAAGCAAAGGAUUAGCGUGGCGGUUGACAGGAGAUUACAUAAUGCCCGCAUUCGACAGCCUGGGUUCGACGAGGUGGAUAAUCAGGUGUUUGCGAGUAUCAUGGAGGUGGCGCCCGAGGGGGCAGCUCCGGCACAAAGUCAGGGGAAGAUCAAAGAGCCCCCUAUUCGGUACAGACUCGACAAGGACGAGUUCAGCAACGGAAUGGCGACGGUGCGGAAUAAUCUUGUUCAGAUCAUGACGAAUGGUUCUCAGGGCUUUCAGCGGAUACGUCAGCUUGUGGUAGAUUUGAUACCCCCCAGCUUCAAGUCUGCUCCCACUCAGUAUUCCGUUCCGGGCAAGAACAGCUUGAACGUCGACCAAAAGGCAGCCGUGGAGAAGGUGAUGAGUGCCAAGGACUACGCUUUGGUUCUGGGCAUGCCCGGUACGGGCAAAACCACUACCAUCGCGCACAUCAUCCGGGCUCUCAUCGGUCAAGGCAAGACGCUUCUUCUGACGUCGUACACCCACACCGCUGUGGACAAUAUUCUCCUCAAGCUGAAAGACGAUAAAAUCCCCAUCCUGCGUCUGGGAGCGCCAGCCAAGGUUCACCCCGAGGUUCGUGACUUUGUUACUCUCGCCAGUCAACCCAUGUCCUCGUUUGACGAGAUCCGCAGAACCUGGCAUGGCACCCCUGUGGUGGCCACCACCUGUCUAGGCGUCAACCAUCCCGUCUUCAACGAGCGGGUAUUCGACUAUUGUAUUGUGGACGAAGCAUCUCAGAUCACCCUGCCCAUCUGCCUUGGCCCGAUCAGAAUGGCCCGCACUUUUGUUCUCGUCGGUGAUCACAACCAACUCCCGCCUCUGGUCCAAAACAACGAGGCCCGGAUUGGUGGUCUUGAUGUCUCCCUCUUCAAACUCCUCUCCGACGCCCACCCAUCCUCAGUGGUCAAUCUCGAGCAUCAAUACCGCAUGUCAGAAGACAUCAUGACCCUUUCCAACACGCUCAUCUACAAAGGCAGACUCAAAUGCGGGACUGAAUCCCUCCGCAACGCGGAACUUCACGUUCCUCAUAUCGAAACCUUGAAGCAGCGGCAUCAUGACGCGGAGACCUUCUCUCAGAAACCCCCCGCCGGUACCCACUGCUGCCCUGCGCCAAAACCAAACAGCUGCUGGCUACACGAUCUCAUCACACCCUCCACCCGCGUCAAGUUUAUCAACACUGAUCUCCUCCCCGAUAGCCAGGAGCAAGCAAAAGGCAACCGCAUCGUCAACCCCACCGAAGCCAAAAUCAUCACCCAGCUGGUCGAUUCCCUUGUUUUGUGCGGUGUCCCCGCGGAAGAAAUCGGAGUAAUGACUCACUACCGCUCUCAGCUCGCGCUGCUGAAGUACCACCUGAGGGGAAGCACCGGGGGGAGAGAUGUCGAGAUGCACACCGCCGAUCGUUUUCAAGGUCGGGACAAGUCUGUUAUUUUACUUUCUCUCGUCCGCAGCAAUGACUCUGGCUCCAUUGGCGAGUUGUUGAAGGAUUGGAGGAGGAUCAAUGUUGCGUUUACCAGGGCGAAGGUCAAGUUAUUGGUGGUAGGGAGUAAGAAGACGCUUUUGGGGGAGGGGUCAGAGCAACAACAGGGACAAGAAGGGGAGAAGGACAUGAUCAAGCGGUUUGUGGAGUUGAUGGUGCAGAGGCAGUGGGUGUAUGAUUUGGGGAGGGAGCAGUUUGAGGGGCAUUAUUUUUCGUUUGUGGAGGAUUAUUUGAGUCCGGCGAAGGGGAGGACGCCGGUGAGGAGGUCGGCGGUGGUGAAGAAGAUGGUGGAGGAGAGUCCGUUGAAGGGGAGGAAGUUGAUGGAGAGGUUUGUUGCUGGGGGGUUGGGGGUGAAUAGGGUCGGGGAUAGGAAUAAGGAGAAUGUCAGGGGGGGGGUGUCGAAGCAGCCGACGAUGGGGAGGAAGAGGAUUGGGGAGAGGAUGUUGACUAAGGGGGGGCCGGUGGUGAGGGAUAUUUUGAAUGAGUUGAUGGGUUAG
Messenger RNA from Podospora pseudocomata, 5294 nucleotides. It is a transcript of the gene dna2, whose product is annotated as DNA replication endonuclease-helicase Dna2. Gene Ontology annotation, molecular function: 5'-flap endonuclease activity; single-stranded DNA helicase activity. Gene Ontology annotation, cellular component: cytoplasm. Bases 141 to 5294 code for a protein of 1717 amino acids. The record is from RefSeq and is a predicted model, not a curated record. Gene Ontology annotation, biological process: replication fork reversal. The transcript has 4 exons. NCBI's taxonomy places the organism in Eukaryota, Fungi, Ascomycota, Sordariomycetes, Sordariales, Podosporaceae.